AGUGCCGUUUUAUGCAAUCGGGCCCUUGUGGGGAUGCACCUCAUAACUUGUACUGGCUUAGCGGGUGCCUGCAACGUAAUAGGUUUCCCCCAAUACCUAAUUUCGUUUGGGGCCUCGUAAGUCGUACCUCGUCUCGUACCUUGUACCUAUCGUAUGUGGUCUUUUCUCAAAAACCACAAACGAACUUCAUAAAACAGAUGCGCCGCUGCAAAGAUAUGCGCCUCGACUUUUCUGGUCUUAAACGCGGCCCCAUGGUCUUACGGCCAGUACCUCCUUAGUAUCAGCUACCUUCAUUAUGGCCCUCGAACCCGGUCCCCGUCGCUCCAUAUCUCUGGAUAGCUCUGGACGGAAUACACCCAUUAUAAGGCAAUGGAGGAAUCAACUGGGCGCAGAGGAUGCUCCCAUAAAAGAUAAGCACUACCGAAAGUACGCGUCAGGCGUCGAGCGAGCCCUGUCGCUGUUUGAUACGGCUUUAGAAGAGUGGGCGGAUUAUAUCUCUUUCCUAAGUAGAUUACUCAAAGCUUUACAAGCUCGUCAAGCAAGCAUAACAUCCAUACCCUCGAAAACCCUAGUCGCAAAGCGCCUCUCGCAAUGUCUAAACCCUUCGCUCCCUUCAGGUGUACACCAAAAAGCGCUCGAGGUCUACACCUACGUAUUCUCGAUCAUAGGAAAAGAUGGACUGACUAGGGAUCUUCCUCUUUACCUCCCGGGUCUCGCGCCGACCUUGUCUUUUGCAUCCUUGACCGUCAGAGCUCCGUUCCUCGAUCUACUCGAAACCCAUGUUCUUCGCGUGGAUCCUCGAUCGCUGCGGCCGGCAAUGAAGAGUAUUAUCUUAGCUCUUUUACCCGGGCUAGAAGAUGAGACGAGCGAGGAUUUCGACCGAACGCUCAAAAUCACCGAGAAAUUCAAGGCGGCCAUCCGACCACCCAAUUGUAAGGAUCUUACAUCAACAGAUUCGACGGGCGACGAUUUCUUCUGGCAAUGCUUCUUCUUGGCAACCAUCACAGGCCAGACUCGUCGACCUGGUGCUCUUGCGUAUCUCGUUCGCAGAUUACCAAAACUAGGACAUCCGACCACUCAAGAAGUAAACCCAAAUAAGGCUCAAGAGGCUGAAGCCGAUGUACUGUCAUCUGAGCUUUCGAACCUCGUAACUUCCCCUGAGCCAGGUCUACUCCUCAGAUGCUUCGCUGCCGGGUUAGGAGACGAGCAGCUCCUCAUACAACGAGGCUUUCUGGAUCUUCUAGUUACACAUCUCCCCUUACAUUCUAAGGUGCUGCAGAAGAGAGUCAAGAGUGAUGACCUGGAGCUUCUGCUUCGAGCUGCUGCUUGUGUUGUCACCCGAAGGGAUAUGAGCCUUAACCGACGGCUUUGGGCUUGGUUUUUAGGACCUGAACCUUCGGGUCAGGAACAAGAGAACGGCCCAAAGUCACCUUCCUCCCCAUCGGACCAGCAUGGUUUUCUUAGUUCUAAAACGAGUUAUUUCGAGGAGUAUGGGUUACACCCUCUAACUCGAGCAUUAUUAUCAAUGAUCAAUACCGCUCAUAAUAACAAUCCCACAGAAAGAGCCCAGCCGUAUCGAAUAUGUCUAUCGCUUAUGGAUAGGUGGGAAAUCGGCGGUCUAGUAGUGCCGGAAAUCUUCCUUCCGGUAAUGGUCAGUGUUAAGGAUUUCGAAAAUAGAGCUUCCAACAAGGCCGAAUUCAAUGAAGUGUUACGAAGUGCGAGUGUGUUUUUUGACGGUGUCGAGAGCGGACUCAUAUUCGGCGAGAUGAUAGGUCUCGUGGCCCAGGCCGUUAGCCCGAGUAACGCGACAGAGGCGGAACGCAAUGAGAAAAUAGCUCUUGUCCAGUUCAUCAUGGAACACUUUAAUAUCCGGGACGAGGAAAUGAUAACCGUCCACGCUCCUCUAGCUGCUCUGUCAAUCUUAGCCAUGUUAGAGGACGUGAAGGAGAACAGAAAUGCGUCCGGAACCCCAAGUGGGAACGAUGCCUCAGCCGUCCCAUUCCAAGUGCUCGAGAUCGCUCGUAAUUUGAUCGAACUUAUCCCUCAACGAGCGUUCCCGACUAGGUCAGGAGAGCGAGAUUCAGUUGGAUCUAUAGAGGGCCCGGUAGUGGCGUCCAUGUCAAACAGCGAGGUUCUCAAAAAGAUCAGACAUUUCUACGUCACAGACCAGGGAAAUCUCGAGGCUACGUCGGCUCCCUUUGCUCCGCGGACUGUGGGCGCUCUCCUGAUUCAAAAGGCGUGUAGUUUAACAUGCGACAGUCUAACAACCGCCAAGCAGGGGUCUGCGAUAUCUAUUAGAAGUCGACUUAUGGGGCUCCUCUUGACCAAAAUCCCUGGAGAAUACACUGUAGAUACAGCAAAGCUGCUCUCGGCUAUGCACACGCGGUUAUCUGAACCGACCGUACCAUUUAUAUCAUUCAAAUCGAUUCUUUUCUUGUCGACACAACUUUAUACUGGUGAUCGAAUACCGAUAGAUCAUCUAUCAGAUCUAGUUGAGCCAUUAGUUCGUCACGCGUGGGGGUUCCUAUCUUUAACAGAACCAAAAUAUCAUGUCGAAACCGUGAGGUGUCUCUGGCAAUUACAGACAGCCCUCACGACUUCGAACCGCGAUAUCGAAGCGGUGAUUUCGGAUUUAAUGCUCAAGGAUAGCACAACGGGCACAUUUGCCGUACGACCAGCUGAUCCUGGUCGGACUUAUACCAUCCUUUGGUCUCACACGUUGCAAGAUAAUGCCUCUCAUUCUGACCGAAGAGCUCCAAAAACCCCUAUUCAUGACUUCAGGUCGGCAACUCGGCUGUCUGGCAUGGAUUACUACGAUGUCAUGCUCACCAGGCCUUUAUUUUUGAUGCUUGAUUCUCUACUAGACGAGCGAACUCAAUUGUUUAUGAUGGUGAAAAAUUGGCUGAACACUAUGGUCGGCAUCGACAAGUUAUUCCUGAUUUUCGUCACGAAGAUAUCGGAACUGAAAUUCCUUCGAAAUUUCCCGCAGGCGGCUAAUCCCGUCGCGUCGAGCCAGUCUGUUGAAUUCUCGGCGGAAGAUGACCUUGACUUGGCGAUCUAUUAUCUCCGUACUUUGUCCAAUAUGUUUCGGUGGGGUCCUGACGCAUUCUGGGGAGUCCUUGCGACGAGAAUAAUCGAGGAACCUAACCAGAGUCUGAUACAAAUAGCUGGCACGGAAAAUAGUCUGUCGCUCUUAGAAUUCUUCCUACGUGUUUGCAUGAGGUGCAUUGCCGGCAACAUACUCCCGAGCGACAACCAUCUCCAGCUCCGGAUAACUCAACUUCAUCGUUCCGCCUUAACUUUUCUUCAUCAGAUAUUACUUAAUCCUUACGCAGAUGGACUGUCACGUCUAAAGUUAGAAGACGUCUUAAUUGACCGGCUCACCCAGUCCCUUCAAGGACCCGAUCCAUAUAUACAGGUACUUCUACUCGACGUCACCUUUGACGCGCUUAAACUUCGAGAUUCAUUAUCCGUGGAAGUACCAAUGUCACCGGUGGGAGAAAAGCGAACUAUGAAUUACGCCUCUGGUAGCGUACAAUUAUCUGCGACGUCUCUUGAACAUAUACCCGAGGUGACGCCACCACCGCCCUCGUUACUCAAAUGUAUACAGGCCGGUCUCGCCUCUUCCAGCAGUCGACCCGUACUAGACAGUUGGGUGGGUUUCCUUACGGAAUGUCUGCCUUUCUAUUCAGAUUCUAUCUUCCAAGUUCUUAUUCCUUUAGUCGAAACACUCUGCAGCCAAGUGUCUAGCACAUUCAGCAAUCUUCAGGAGACUUUCAAGCAAAAUAGACAGCCACCAGAGAUGAUUAAUGCUCCUGAAACCACCCUCAUAUCGUUACUCAAUGCGCUUGAACAAGUGCUUGCUAAGGCGCAUGAUCAGUUAGUAGCCGCGGAAGCUAGACUUCAAGCUAUAAAAAGUCCCGAUCAACCUCAAGGAUUCUUCGGCAAUAUGGUGUCCGGCGUGUUCAACUCGGACGCUCCACAGUCUCGAAGCGCAACCGCGAAUGACAGAUUAACAGUUUUGCUUGCCUUCCAAGAUGCUGUCCGGAUGUGCUUCAAGAUCUGGUCUUGGGGACAAGGGAGCGAAGCUAACAGUCUGGAUCUUGAGUCGUCUUCUUCGUUUAAGUACACAUCACUGCGUAUGCGAAAUCGGGCUAGACGCCUGCUAGAACACGUAUUUGCUGCCGAAGCGCUUGAAUGCUUAGAGACGGUAGUUGAUAUCUGGCGAAAUUCGUUGAGUGAUCCCGACACCACAAAGCACUCGGAAGUAUUUAACCUACUUCCUGCUCUGGACGGAUCCCGGCCGAGGCAUACAAUUCCCGCCAUAUUUAACGCAAUCUAUAGCCGAUCAAAUCCUAGCGCUCUAGAGACGUCCAGAAAAUCAACGUUGACUAUCGAACUACAAGACACAGAUCUGGUAAUCUUCUUAGUUGAUUAUGCCCGGUCUCUCGAAGAUGACGCAAUGGACGAGAUCUGGCAAGACUGUAUGGUUUUUCUAAAGGACCUCUUAGGCAAUCCUUUCCCUCAUAGGCAAACAUUGCCGAGCCUCUUGGAAUUUGCAGCAAUUCUAGGGGAGAAAGUUGACAAUACCAACUUCGGGGAGCAGAGAAAGAUGCGAAGGGAACUUGGGGAUCUCUUUCUACGAUUGCUCACGGCCAUUUUCACCACAAGGCCAGCCUCCUUCGCAGAUGGACAACCAUCCCCACAGUCGGAGAAGUCGAAAGCCAGCGAGGGUCGCCUCGUGUUACCAACUGAGAGAGCAGAUGAUGUGGUUGGCAUCUUAUCUCACAUCGUUCCUAACCUACCUAAGAUUCUCGUGGAAUCUGAUCGCGUUUUGACAGCAGCUGGGGCUAUAUCUACAAACGUGAUCGGGCCCUCCAUCCGGUCAAAGGGUUUCCCUGAGACUAUUUCUAAGAGUACACUAACUCUACUCCAGGAGCUCACCAGGCUCCCCAAUAAUCAAAAAACCUGGAAGAAAGACAUCGGUGAUGCCUUCAAUGAUUCCAGAUUCUUUAACUCAUCUGUCAAUUUAGUACGGGGAGACUGGCUACCGCUCUUAAAACUUUGGACAGUCUCAGAUAAGGAGCGAAUACCGGAAAUAUUAGGCCGCAUAACGCCACCCACAACAGCUGGUAUAGUCUUCGGAGUGGGUGCUACUUCAGCGAGGUUAGAAGCAGACAGGAAGACGCAACUCAAUCUGCGCCGCGUUGCGACUUUGAUCCUUGCGUGCGGCGUAGACACAUUCGUCACGGACCUUCCACUCAUCCUCGAGCGUCUUAUCGAACUGCUGGCAGCAACAUCUACAUCUUCGCCGUCCUCGACUACACGGUCCGAGAUAUAUAUGGUGGUCCGCGCCCUUGUCCUACGAACAUCUGCCAUCCACCUUGCGCCUAUAUGGCCGACAGUCAACGCCGAGCUACACGCGGCUAUAUCCUCCGUUGCGGCACCGGACAAUAGCGCCUCGUCGGACACUUUCAGCAACACAUCCAUUCUCCAAGCCUGCAAGCUCUUGGACCUGCUCAUCGCCGCAGCGCCGGACGACUUCCAGUUGCACGAGUGGCUCUUCGUUACGGAUACCAUCGACUCCAUCUACCGGUCUCCUAGCUACCAGCCGGUAGGCCUUGUAGACGAGCUGUCGGAAGAACUAGGCAACGUGGCGUCCGACGUCACCACCGCGGCCCUGCAGACGGAGUCGGCGGCCGCGACGACGAUAAGCGGCCCGCCUCAGCGCAGGCCUCUCCUAGGUAAUCAUGCCGGAGGGAUCAGCGACGAGCUGGCGGUCGACCGGAAGGACGAGCUCGUAGCGAAGAUACUGCGGCCGUUCUUCGCGCAGCUAAGCAUCUACGCGUUCGAGUCGACGUACGCGAUGGGCGCGCUGGACGUCGAGACGUGCGUGGAGAGUCUACUGAGGGACUUGUUUGACGAGCGGACGAUUGUUAAGGCUUUGUAAUUAUACCAAGAUAGGUAUAGGUACCUACCCAUUACCUAGACAGUGUCAGGCCUAGUCAUGUAGUAUUUAAUUAGCCAAUGGUAUAGAGUAUUAGUAGAGAUAGAUGGUGAAUCAGAUAUAUCACGACG
This is a messenger RNA of Daldinia caldariorum, 6078 nucleotides long. Its product is annotated as Dopey, N-terminal-domain-containing protein. Gene Ontology annotation, cellular component: endosome; trans-Golgi network. Bases 296 to 5950 code for a protein of 1884 amino acids. NCBI's taxonomy places the organism in Eukaryota, Fungi, Ascomycota, Sordariomycetes, Xylariales, Hypoxylaceae. Gene Ontology annotation, biological process: Golgi to endosome transport. The transcript is spliced from 6 exons. The record is from RefSeq and is a predicted model, not a curated record.